This is a messenger RNA of Ostertagia ostertagi, 456 nucleotides long. The record is from the annotation of a GenBank genome assembly. NCBI's taxonomy places the organism in Eukaryota, Metazoa, Nematoda, Chromadorea, Rhabditida, Trichostrongylidae.
AUGCCGACGUCAUUACUUGCUCACAUGGUGAGUAGCGCAAACACUCGUCGGAAACGAACAGCUUUCCGAAAUCGCCAAUAUCCGGGCACUAUUUGGAAGACGGGCGUUCCGUUUGCUUUCCACAAGAGCUUAAGACCAGCUGGGCGACGCUCAGUUCUAGCUGCAAUUCAAUUCUUCAGACAUCACACUUGUAUUCGGUUCAGACGCCGUAAGAGAGAGUCGGUUUAUCUGCUAUUCACCGGGCAUGAUGAAGGCUGUUGGAGUACAGUGGGGAGAGCCGCGUGGCAACGGCAGCAGAUCGUCUCUAUUGGACCCGGCUGUGAACCUUUCGGCAUCUCGUCCCACGAAGUUGCGCACGCACUGGGUAUGUUCCAUGAGCAAUCGAGAUUCGAUAGGGACAACUGGGUUAAUGUAUACCCUAAUCGGGUUCCACGGUCUUUACUCUACAACUUUGCU